CAUACCUGACAGCUGACUACAUAGCAGAUCUUGUCACUGGGACAGUUGCGUUUCGUAGAGAUUGAACCCGUUUCCUUGAGAGGAUGAUGUGAUACGGUGGUCAUGUACGCUGGGCUGAUUUGCGUGCAGCAUGUUUUUGCAGGCAUUUUGCAGCUGAAUAGUGCAGUUGAGACUUCGAAGAACUCGAGAUGCUUCGCCCUUGUAUCAUCUUCUCCUUGCUGCUAAGCGGAAGGGCCUGCUCGUGGGAGUGGGCCGGAGUCUACCACGCCCAUGAAGCAGGCAUGCUGACAUGGACCUUUGAGAAGAAGCAAACUGCCAAUCAGUAUGCCGAUCCUUCUAUGAAAGUGGCCCUCCGAAGUACAAGCUCUGCCAGCGCUGCUGGCAUCACAGCUGUGCAAACCGCAGCGGAAGCUGAUCUCAAUGGCACUUUGACCACCGUGUCCAGUGGAGCAGUUCUGAGCUUGAACGCAGCCUACCAGCUCCAGUUUGAUGCAGAUUCUUGGAUCAGCAUUUUCAAGUUUCCUGUGGCAGCUGAAAGCAAUAUCGCGGUCUUUGCAGAGCACUUUCCUUCUGAGUUCAGUGACCAACUGUCUACCGUAAUCCGCAACGACCAUGCUGAAGAUCUGUCUCCUAGCCACACAAUGGCAUGUGACGAUCAUGAAGAGAGCACUUCCACAGACAGGAUUGGAGAGGUCAUUGCUGCAUCCCUGGUGACUGCGCUUCCAACUCUGUGCGGCGUAGCUUUGCUGGCCAUGUCCUGUUCAAGUGGCAGCCCAACGUUCAAAACGAUACUUCACUUUACCAACUCCCUUGCCGCUGGCAUUCUCCUGGCAGCCGCCUUGUUCCUCCUCAUGCCAGAGGCCAGUCACAUGCUUGCAGCUGGUAGAACUGAAGCUGAAGCUGCUGCAGCAUGGGGCAGCACCUGCAUCGCUGGUUGGCUACUAGGAGCGAUUUCUCACCUUGCUGGAGCGGUGGUGAAGAAGAAGUGUGGAGGGGACAGCGGAAGUGAGAACGAUACGAAGGCUGAGAACGAUACGGUUACGAAGGCAGUUGCCAUAGGCGAUGAGAGAGAGAUGCCUCCAGCGAAAAGGAUGAUGUGGGUACUUGGGUUUCCCAUUUUUACUGGAGACUUCUUCUGCAACCUCGCAGAUGGCUUCGUUCUUGGGACGGCUUUCAAAGCGUGCAGCCCCAGCUUUGCAUGGAAGAUGGCCGGCAUUAUAAUUGCUCAUGAGCUUCCGCAAGAAAUUGCGGAUAUCUACACCUUGGUCUUCAAAGCUGGAAUGAAGUGGUGGCAGGCUACCCUCCUCAACUUUCUUUGUGGUUGUGCAGCGGUCCUAGGUGCAAUCGUUGCAUACUACGCAGACAUUCCCUCAGAGGCUGAGGGCGCAGUUCUGGCGCUGGCUGGCGGGGUUUUCCUCUAUGUGGCCCUCACUGAGCUGGCACCUUCGGUGAACCACACUCCGGAGUCAUCUUGGCCUUUGCUCACUGCAUGUGCGACAAUCACGAUUUUCAUUGUGGGGGCUGCUUCUAUCGGAUUGAUUCUUCUUGACCAUGAACAUUGCUCCGCGGGCGGACAUGGACAUGGCGACAGCCAUGGGGACGCACACGGAGACUGAACUGAUAGUUGACUUCUUGCCAAGGGGCAGUCAUCAUUGACUUUUGCCAAGGGGCGGUCGUGAUACUUUUUCCCCCUGCGCCUGCGGGCAUUUUGUCCGACUUGCAGCUGCAAUGCCCAGCUGCAAGCGCUUGCCAUGAGAGUAUGGGUCAAAAUUAUUGA
This is a messenger RNA of Effrenium voratum, 1777 nucleotides long. The record is from the annotation of a GenBank genome assembly. Lineage: Eukaryota; Dinophyceae; Suessiales; Symbiodiniaceae.